AGUAAUUAAGACGCUAGCAUCGCAUCGCCCGCUUCGUUUACGCGCGUUCCCUCUGCUGAAGUUUGUUGAUUUUCUUUUAGACGGCAGUCGGAAGACGGUGAUCGGCGGCGACGACGACGUUACCCCGCAUUAGGUUUGCCAAAUCCAUCACCCUUCCUAGCCAGCUGUGCCGUGUGUGAGUGUGGAAACAGCAAAUUGCACCACCCGAGAGGAGGUUCGCAAAUCUUCCUCAGUCAGCAGCGCGGCGGUAACCCUGAAUCAAAGAAGAUUUUCGGAGGAACAGUCGUUGCUCAGAGCUUGAACAGUGAACAGCGUUUUUUUGUUGGAAAGAGGAUCUCAGCGAAUCUCUGCCUUCGUGUUACCAAAAUAAGUGUAACAGCAAUCCGCGCAAGAAGUCGAGUUCUGAAAUCGAAGUCAAGUGCUCGAGUUUGUUUGCGUUUCGUUCAAGAUUGUUGUUAUGAUCGAAAUUGAAUAACAAUUGUGCAAAUUUGUGCAGCCGAGAAGCGAAGAGGUGUUUAAUUAGCCUUUGGUGUGAGUGCCGAAGCGGUUUGGUAACAUUGUUUCUUUUGAACUCGUUCGCGGUGAGGCUCCGAGGCCGAAGAUCAGAACCAUCCGCAACAGUAUCGCAAACAGGCACUUGGCCAACCCGUCAAAAGUGAAAACAUUUCAUAUAUUUAUGAACAAACUGUUAAAAAAUAUAGUGCAACUUUCGUGUUUCGAUUCGUUCUGGGCCACUUCUUCACUAGUAACGCUUCAAGCACGCAGUCCGGUCAGAAACAGUCGUCCAGUAGCGGUAGAGAAGCCGACAGUGAACUCAACAAAAUCAACACCAUGACGGACGUCGCACAUGAACUUGGUGCCCUGCGGUUGAUAGUGGAUUCGCCACUGUCGUCCAAGGUUGCCCUAUUUAACAAAAACGCCAAAAGCCAUAUCGCGUCCCAGAUAGCAAAUCCCUUCUCCGAAUCACAGGGUGUUCGCGGAAUGCAGAGACUGAAGAUCAGCAAAGAGGAGUACGGCAGACCGAAAGCCGGAAGCCUUACUGAGUACCGGGGAAAGAAGGCCAACAUUCAGGUGUACCAGGAGAUGUUGGAACUCUGCACGGUGAUCGAUGACGAGGGUCAGCCUAUAUCGAAGCAGGAACCGGAACUGAAAGUGAUCCUAUUCGGCGAAUUGUUCAAUAUUUACACCCACAUCAACGAUAAGCUGGUUGGGCUGCUGUUGCGUGCCCGCAAGCACGAGCUGAUCCAGUUCGAGGGUGAAGUACUGUUCCAGCGCCGCGAUGAUAACGUGCCCGUUUUCCUGCUGAAACCGAUCAAGGAGAUUCGGGGUAUUCUCGUUGGAAAGCAGACCGAAAUCCGCCGGAGUCUCAGUCCGAAUCCGACGCCGACCGGGAUGUUGUAAAUGUUAGCUCCACUGCGAUUAUGUACUGUUUUGGGGGCAAGGAGAUGCUUUGCUAUCUAGAACAAACGAGAGCGGGAAUGAAUGCGUUUGACGUUUGUUGUUCGUUGAUGGGUGACUUGGAUCGAUCGCGAGAGAGAGUGACUGCGGCGAGUGCGUGAGUGACGUAACGAUAAAUUUGUACUGAGAACAAUGAUAUGUAUAUUUCAGUAGUUUUUUGCUCGGGAAGAUGGUCACCCGAGAACCAAAAACAGUGGUAAUUGGAUCAAUUGAAAGACAAUUUUUUUUCACUAUCUUAUUUAAACAAUUCAAACACUUUCGUUAUCACAUUUUUUCAAAGCUUAUUUCGAUAUUGGUUUUUGUCCAUCGUUACUUUAAUUUUCGCAAAGGAAGAAACAGCUAGGCAUUGAACUCUUCCAAUGAAUUCCAGAGUAAAAGAUUACUAACAUAUCUAGUGUUAUGAGAACAGAAACAAACAGAACCAAAAAUAGUCGAUAAGUUUACAACUUUUACAAACCGAUAGUGGUGAUUAAUUGUUUAGGCUUUCUUUCGCUUCUGUGGGAUCAACAAUAUCUUUCGUGCAAUAGUUAGUUUUUAAUUUGCAAUUUUCCGUUUGCCAAGUUCAAUAUUUCUUUAGAUUUUGUCUAGUGCGGUAGUCACAGUAUUAUAUUGUACUUGAACAUUAAGCAGAUGAGCGCUAAAAUGUAAACAAAUCGUGAACAUGUUGGUAUGGUGUGAAUGGAAAGCAAAAACCAAACAAAAGAAGAAUGGUAAAUCAUCAUUCCUCUGUAUCCACAGGCUGUAGCGAUGAUGAAACCAUAGCGUGAAAAUAAUUGUCGUGGGAAAAAAGUGGUUAAGCAAAAUUUGCGGAAAGCUUCCGCUCUUCGGAAAAACACAAUCGAUAUGAAUCAAAACAAAAAAAGGAAACAUGCGAGAGGAAAAAAGCGGUUCCAUUGGAUUGGAACUAUGCUUUGCGAGCGAAAACAAAUUCGAUAAAGUGUAGUGCAAUCGGAAACUAGGUAAAUGAAGACAGGAAAAAAGUAUACUAACAUGAGUAUGUUUAUGUUUUGUGUAGGAAAUUCUUUGCUAGAGAGAAAAAAAUGGUACUGUAAUUAGCUCGUUAAGUAGAAGAUAAUAAAGAUACUCUUUGUUUACAUUAUUACCACCAGCAGGAAGUUUAA
Messenger RNA from Topomyia yanbarensis, 2579 nucleotides. RefSeq names its product actin-binding Rho-activating protein. NCBI's taxonomy places the organism in Eukaryota, Metazoa, Arthropoda, Insecta, Diptera, Culicidae. The transcript is spliced from 4 exons. Gene Ontology annotation, biological process: positive regulation of Rho protein signal transduction. The record is from RefSeq and is a predicted model, not a curated record. Gene Ontology annotation, molecular function: actin binding. The coding region runs from base 832 to 1401 and encodes 189 amino acids.